Capsicum annuum is the source of this 1382-nucleotide messenger RNA. RefSeq lists its product as uncharacterized. NCBI's taxonomy places the organism in Eukaryota, Viridiplantae, Streptophyta, Magnoliopsida, Solanales, Solanaceae. The record is from RefSeq and is a predicted model, not a curated record. The transcript has 4 exons. The coding region runs from base 251 to 1102 and encodes 283 amino acids.
AAAAAUAGGCUUUAUUUUGAAAAAACGUAUCGAGCACACAAUAAUGGACUGACUACCUAUAAAUACAAAAAUUCUGUAUUUUCCUCCCAUUAUCUCCCCAAAAACUCUUUUGGUGUUCCGUUGAAUCCGAUGCUGCGGUAUUGCUGUUUUUCUGUUUGUUUCGAGUGAUUAUUCAUCUAUUUUACAACGAAUUUGGUGGACAUAUUGCGCUAUCGACAUACUGAAAGAUCUUUGCUGCUCUCUUCAAUUGAUGGCCGUUUGUUCUGCUAAUUACAAGUUUGACUCUGAAAGUAUAAGUUGCUUUAGUGAGUCAUCUAAGGAGACUCUUGGUUGUGCUUCUGGCGAUCCAGGAGAUCCUUUUGCAAGUGAUCUUGCGCACCAUUUCACUGAAUCUCUAAAUAUUGAGGAUGGUGAAGAUUUUAUUUACGGGGAAGAUUUCAGCACGUCAGAGGAAGAUGGAUGUGAAGAUAUGCAUAAUGACACUGACGUGGGCGUAGAGAAAUGCUUGAACAAGUCGUCAGAAUUUCCAUGCUCUGCUAUGAGCACCCCCCCUGCUGAGUUGGUUCAUGGGAAGGAGCAGGACGCUGAUGCUAAAUCAACUGACUUGCCUCAUUCACGUUCCAUUACUUUACCUACUACUUUGAAGCUUGUAUCUGCCAUUAAAGGUAGCCGUGAGAAACAAGGCAAACCGCCCAAGAAGCUGUCUGUGACAUGGGCCCCCGACGUGUAUGACCCUAUCCCGACAGCAGUAUCACAUGCGCCAAGCAAGGUACAUCGCCACAGGAGUGAUCACAGGAAGAAUGGGAAGAAUAAGCAGAAAAGUCAUAGCAAAUCUUCACGAGGGAGCAAGGGUAAAGAGAAGAAACAAAGUCGUAAACAUGGUGGGAGUACCAAGCGGAGUUAUCAUCCUCUAGAGGAUCACCACUUAAUGACUUGUUCUAGCUUUCAUACUCCGGAGGACGAUAUAACUGAUCAUUCUAGUGUGCUGCAGUCUGGUACCGUGGAUUAUGAUAUUGGCAGCAAUCUGGAUCCAUUCUGUGGUAGUAGUUUUCUAAAGAAAUCUGUCACUAAAUUGCAUUUCCCAGCUGCAAAGGCUUCAUAACCUUCCUCUUAAUCAUGGUUUGUGUUCUUAUGAUCGUUCCAUCUAGUUCUGUAAAUAAAUAAGUUUGACGCUUAACUGAGUUGUGGGAGUUGUUGAAGAAUCUGUUGUUGGCAUUUUUGUACUAAACCUUUUAAGACUUUUGCCCUGUUGGACGGAGGGAUGAAUGUUUUUGCUUUGUAGUGUUUUAUGUUGGUCUGAACGAGUUGUGUAUAGUUGUUUCAUUGCGUAUUUCCUAUUGAGGUUCUCAUAAUGAAAAUCUGUAAGCCUACCUUGUACUGAA